Molecule: messenger RNA, 6877 nt
Organism: Equus caballus (horse)
Lineage: Eukaryota; Metazoa; Chordata; Mammalia; Perissodactyla; Equidae
Source: RefSeq, a predicted model, not a curated record
UCUUUUUCUUUUUUUAUUCUUCUCCCCAAAGCUUCUGAGUACAUAAUUGUGUAUUCUAGCUGUAAGUGUCUCUGUUUGUACCACAUGGGAUACCACUUCAGCAUGGCCUGACGAGCAAUGCCAUGUCCGCACCCAGGAUCUGAACCAGUGAAAUCCUGGGCCGCCAAAGCAGAGCGAGCAAAGUUAACCACUCGGCCACGGAACCAGCCCCCUUCUUUUCUAGUUUCUUAAGGUGUAAAGUUAGGUUAUUGAUUUGAGAUCUUUUUUAACGUAAGCAUUUACAGCUAGCAUUUUCCCUCUUAGCAUUGCUUUCACUAUAUGAAGGUUUUAGUAAGUAGGUCCCCAUGUUCAUUCAUCUCAAGGUAUUUUCUAAUUUCUCUUGUGAUUUCUUCUUUCAAGAAGAAAGCAUUAGGGAGCCUCAGACUCCAUGUGAGUCUUUUUCCCUUUGAUCCAGCUAUGUAUCCUUAGUUUACCACUGUAAUAAAUCUUAGCCAUGAGUACCACUGUAUGCUGAGUCCCUGAGAGUUCUUCUAGAGAAUCUCUGAACGUGAGGGUGGUCUUAGGGAUCCCUGAUAGGAAGUUGAUAUGAGGAUUAGAUGGCCUAAUACAAACAAAGCAUUUAGUAUAAUACUUGGCUCAUGGUAAAUUCUUAGAACAGUAUAGUGAUAGCCACGGUUGCAAUGGGGAUGACUAGCAUAGAGCCAUGAACAGGACAGGUGCUCAAUAUCAAUCAUUCUAAUUCCCAUCCUAUCCCUCCAUCCUCUUCCACUAUACACUCUCAUAUCUCUUAGUCUCUUGGUGAAUGCACAGCCCAAUACCUUUAAAAUGGCAUCUCACUGCUGGCAAGUACCUCAAGUUCAGCCUCCUGUUGAUGCAGGAGAAUAGCAAGGCUCAGAGAGGUGAAAUGAAAUGUCCUGGGUCGUGUCAUGAGUUGGUUACAGAGUUGAGACAUGAACCCAGGUUGCCCUUUAAGUCCUACACUGGCUUCGCUGUCACCUGGUAUAUGUGAUGCAGACUAAGUGUAAGAUAAUCAACCUGGGGCCAAGCUGUCAAGAACCCAGCCGCCACUGAGGGGUUUACUUCUCUCCCUGAAAAAAAGGACUCUUGAAAAUUAGGAAGGAAAAGGAGUCAUAAAUAAGACCAGCCCUAUGCUAAAUGAGACCAUUAUCUGAUCUAAAGGCAGAGUGAAGUAAUUUCUCCCCUGCAUCCCCAUUUCAACGGUACUGCUGUCGACUUUCGUGGGUGAGGAGGUGGGCAGGAAGUGGCAGCGGCGGGGGGAGAAAUCAGCAUCAUCUGUAACCGGAACAAAGGGCAAACAAGACUCAGGGGAUUGCCAGUGCAUCCGGACUAGAGAACCCCCAGACGAGAACCCCAAUAUAGGAACCACAGCAAGUUAAACAGAACCUUCCAGUAGGUGCACAGUUGCUCAAAAGUCUGGGCCACGUAUGGAAUGAGAAAACAUGAGACCGGACGGGACGACAGACCCGACUGAGCCCUGUGCAGAGAACUCAACCCAUUCACCUGUCCACCAUGGAAUGUGAAAAUAAGGUGAGCAAGAAAGGAGCACAAAAAAUGUUACAGGAUAACCGAAGCGACGCUCCUGCUGGGCUUAUGAGAUGCCUUGCAGGAGGGCGGGCCCAAGUGGUGGCUCCGCUCAGUGCACGCGCUGGAAACGAGCGCGCUAGGAAGAAAGGACGCAGCCCCCUCCGCAGGUCCCAACCCCAGCCCCAGCCCCACUCCCUUACUGAUGGCUCUGCAGGCGAACUACUGACACACCGCGCCUCGGCUCGAAGCCCGGCUGACCAACGAACAAUAAGCGCUUCCACACGCACAGCCACUCGCGGCGCCUACCUAGAGACGCCGGAGCGCAGGCUGCAGGGCCAGAAGUGCGUCAUCGCCUUUCCGGCCUUCGGGACGGCGCCCGCUCUAGCACGCCUGGAGGCCGCCUCUACGUAUCGUUGGUUCUUUCAGGCCAGCCUGCCUUCCGUGGUAGCUUUGCCGCCACGCUCUCGCCGAGCUGCGGCCCAAGUAGGGAAGGCUGAGUGCAGCGCUGGCUCUGGAUUGCCUGCACUUGGCCUCUAGGGAGGGCUGGGAGGGCAGCUGCGUGGGCCGAUUUCCCUGGGACAGACCAGUCUGCCCAGGAGAGCCAGUAAUCACUGCCGGUCCAUCAGGCCGCCCCUCAGUGGCUCCGGCGGGCUGGACCCAGACGCAUGGGUGGCUGGACCGGCCGGAGUGAGAGGGGUUCAGGGCAGCACGAUGGGUCAAGGCCCGAAUACGCACUGUGCCUGCCAAGCCGGCCUCCUGCUGGAGACUCUGCCCCCUCCUCUGAGCUCUCGAGCCACAUUGGCCCCUGCCACGUCCCCCACCGUCCCUCCCCCGACCUCCAUCACCACCACCACACAGAACAUGCAUUGACCUGGCCUUGUCCUCCACGCCUCCACUUAAUUAAUUACCAGCUCAUCAGUGUGGCCUUCCUAACUCCCCACCCCCUUUCCUAUUCUGCUCUUCUGCUUUGCAGCACUUAACACAAUUCUAAUUACAUACUUCUUCCGUCAGUGAUUUACUAUCUGUAAUGAGUGGUUAAUAAGGGAUUGUCCGCUCAAUUUUGUGUCUUUCCACAAUGCAAGAAUUUAUUAGAGUAAAUUGAGAGGAUCUUGCCACAAGCAACUGAGGUCCAGGAAGGGCAGUAACAGCCCAGCGUUCCUUUACAGAGACUCAAUCAAACAUCACACAUUAAACCAUAUGAGUAUCAUAAAAACGUAUUAAUAAACACCAAACACAGCAUUCAAUAUACAAGGGGUUACGAACAAAAGUCCACAAAGACCUUGGCAUGGUCCUGCUGAAGAGGACAGGGAGAAGCAUGGGAACCAGCAAGGGGACCAGCAGCAUGCUGUCCUCUCUCUGGGAUGGCUCGCUGGCAUCAGUGUUCCUUCCUCUCUCUGUUUUAUGCUGCUUUCACAUCUUAUCCAGGUCUGCAGUUGUGCUGUCUGAUUAUCUCUGGGUGUGUCUGUGGUUUUAGUGGUUUUGGGCAUUCCAUAGGUGUUCCUUUAAGGCUUUGUCAGUUAUACCCAUAACUCCAUUUUCUUUUGCUGCGUCCUUAGCAUGAGUUCUUCUGUUUUGUAUGCUCUCUGCACUAUCUUUUUCCCCUCCUUAGACCAUAAAUUCCAAGAGGGCAGGGACUGUGUCUAUCUCAUUCACAGUCAUAGCAAAUUUCUGGAAGUUAAGUGCCUAGUAAAUAUCUGUUGAAUGGAUAGAUGCGGCUGUUCCAAGGAAGGAGGGAAUGAAUGGAUGAGUGGGUGUGAGGGAAUGAAUGAAGGUGAGAAGGAAUGUAAGAUGGUGCUUCCAUCCAUUAAACGCUGGGGGACAAUGUUCAUCUUGUCAGAGGUGGUCCACAGACUGUUUCUUACUGUGGAUUCUAAGACUAGGGAGAGUUGACGGUGCUGAGCACUUGCUCUGGUUGCCCUGAGCAAUCAGAGAGGACUUCAUGGAGGCAGAGUGUGGGUGUUUCCAGCUCCCCAAGCAGAGGAAAUGCACAAGGCAAAAAGGAGUUCACUCAAGAGGGCGUGUGGCAAUCCUAUGGUUGUCUGAGGAGACAAAGUCCCUGUUUGCUGGUUAUUUCGAAGUUAAACAGUAACUUGGAUGUUAUGGGAACUGGUUGAAUUGAGUCUGAACCUCAACUAUUUCAAAAAUGGGCUAGGCUGCUUGAUCAAAGCCUUAGAGUCAAUGGCACAGCUUUCUCCUUCCUGGGCCUGCUGACGGGGACCUGGCCUGACACCUCACAGAAGGCCCCCAGUAAAGUGUCAGCUCACCUCACCCAAGCCAGGGCAGCUUUCAGAGAAAGUCCCCACUACACUCUAAGCCUAGAUUCUUAUCAUGAAAUAAAGCAAUUGGUUUGAAGUCCCUAUCAUCUCUGACAUUUCAUAAUUCCAAGAUUCCCAGUCUGUCCUUCUUGCUAGAGAACUGGGCAAUCCAGUUGGGCCAGUGGCAGGGCCCCAGGUGAGAGGCUCAGAGACUGAAAUCUGGGCCUCUGCUUGAAAGGUCCUCAGUCUAGAAGGCUUGUGGGUCUUUUAAUGACAAGGAAGGGGUGGAUGUGAAACCUAGUAAGUGCUUGGUCCCUUUCUGCUGAAUGAGCUAGCAAAUUAAUGAAUAAAUGAAUGCAUGAGUAAAUAAAUGGCCAUGUGAAUGGUCAGUAAGUCAUGAGGGUCAAGGAAGGCUUUGUAGAGAAAAUGCUGGAGCUGAGUCUAAAAAGGUUAGAACAAAGCCUGAAGCUGGUGAGGGGGGUGCAAUGUUUCUAGAGGCUUCCUCUGGGCUUCUUCCUGGUCCCGCCUCCUCUUUCCACGUGACCAGGCUCUAGCAAGUGUGAAAUCCAGGGGAACAUUUUGCUCCCAGGUACUGACUCACCAGCGUUAUUUACUAUAACUUGCAGGCCAGGGCAAGAUCCAGGUGAAAAGAGCUUUCCAUCCCCAAUCUUUCAAGGCCUCUCAAAACCUCUCUGGCACCCAGAGAACAGUGUAUCCAGAGCUCAACCUGGAAGAGCACAGCCAUGGUGCUCUGGGUUCCAGUGCUGGGAGUUCUGCUGGUGGCCAUUGUGGGGUACCUGUGCGUGCUGGGGCUGCUUCGGCAACGCAGGCCCCAGGAGCCCCCUCUGGACAAGGGCUCCAUACCAUGGCUGGGCCAUGCUGUGGCCUUCCGGAAGAAUAUGUUUGAAUUCCUGAAGCACAUGUGGGCCAAGCACGGGGAUGUGUUCACGGUGCAGCUUGGGGGCCAGUACUUCACCUUUGUCAUGGACCCCCUCUCCUUUGGCCCUAUCCUCAAGGAUGCGCAGAGAAAAUUGGACUUUGUGGAGUAUGCGGAAAAAUUGGUGCUAAAGGUAUUUGGAUACCACUCAGUGCAGGGAGACCACCGGAUGAUACACUCAGCCAGCACCAAGCACCUCAUGGGGGAUGGCUUGGAGGAUCUCAACAAAGUCAUGCUGGACAGCCUGUCUUUGGUUAUACUGGGGCCCACGGGCCGGAGUCCAGAUGCCAGUUGCUGGCGUGAGGAUGGCCUCUUUCACUUCUGCUACGACAUCUUGUUCAAGGCUGGCUACCUGAGCUUGUUUGGCUACACAAAAGACAAGGAGCAAGACCUGCUACAGGCAGAGGAGUUAUUCAUCCAUUUCCGCAAGUUUGACUGCCUGUUCCCCAGGUUUGUUUACUCUCUGCUGUGGCCCCGGGAGUGGCUAGAAGUGGGCCGGCUCCAGCGUCUCUUUCAUAAGACACUCUCUGUGAAACACAACCUGGAGAAGGAUGGCAUAAGCAACUGGAUAUCCUACAUGCUUCAGUUUCUGAGAGAGCAGGAAGUGGCUCCAGCCAUGCAGGACAAGUUCAACUUCAUGAUGCUCUGGGCCUCCCAGGGGAACACAGGUCCUACCUCUUUCUGGGCCCUCCUGUUCCUCCUGAAGCACCCAGAAGCCAUGCGAGCUGUGAGGAAGGAGGCCACACGGGUCCUGGGGGAGGCCAGGCUGGAGGCCAGGCAGUCUUUCAACUUCAAGGUCAGUGCCCUGCACCACACCCCAGUGCUGGACAGUGUGAUGGAGGAGACACUACGGCUGGGGGCUGCACCCACCCUUCUCAGGGUGGUACACGGUGACCAUACCCUGAAGAUGGCCAGUGGGCAGGAGUACCGGCUCCGCAGUGGAGACAUUGUGGCCCUCUUCCCUUACCUCUCAGUGCACAUGGACCCUGACAUCCACCCCGACCCCACUGCUUUCAAAUAUGAUCGCUUCCUCAACCCCAAUGGCAGCAGAAAAGUGGACUUCUAUAAGGCAGGCAAGAAGAUCCACCACUAUACCAUGCCGUGGGGCUCAGGCGUCUCUAUCUGCCCUGGGAGGUUUUUGGCCCUCAGUGAAAUGAAGCUUUUUAUUCUUCUCAUGGUCACACACUUUGACCUGGAGCUGGUGGACCCUGAUACACCUGUGCCACCUGUGGACCCCAAGCGUUGGGGCUUUGGCACCACACAGCCCAGCCACGACGUGCGCUUCCGCUACCGCCUGCAGCCUACUGAGUGAGCUCUGCCAGGGUGGCUGCAAGCGUGGCCAGAGGGGCUCCCUUGGGGUCUCCACCUCCUCUUGUCCCUCUGAAGCCCCAGACCCCCACUGACCACCCAUCCUUCUGGUUCUGUGGCACCCCCACCUCUGUCCUGGUUGCCCUCCUUGCUCUCUGGCCUCCUUCUAGUCAUGUCACAGGCCUAUUAUUCUCUCUUUAAAACACCAUCUCUCACAGUGGGUUCUGUGGAACUCUUCUCUCCUAGGAAGUCGAGGGGAAGGGAAAUAUCUGUGGGCAACUCAGUUAGGGAGAUAACGCAUGCCUUGACAAGUCCUGUGGUACAGAAACUGGUUACUGUGAGAAACGCAGCAUCUUGCAAAUGUUAGCCUCCACCCUCCCAUCCCACCUUAUUUUUUUCCUCAACAACUAUUCCACAUCCUGCAGAAUUCAGGUUCUAGAACAGUCUCAUCCAAUAGCAAUAUGAGACAAGCCCUAGGUGUAAUUUUUAAUUUCAUAGUUGACAUGUUUUUUAAAAAGUAAAAACAAACAGGUGAAAUUCAUUUUAAUAAGUAUUUUACUUACUCCAAUAUAUCCAAAAUAUUAACAUUUCAACAUGUAAUCAAUACAAAAAUAUUAAUGAAAUGUCUUUACAUAUUUUUUUUGUAUUGUCUUCAAAAUCCGGUAUGUACUUUUUACCCUUGCAGGAUGUCUCAAUUCAGACUAGCCACAUUCUAAGUGCUCAGUUGCCAUGUGUGGCUCGUGGCUAGCAUAUUGAAUAGAGUAGGUCUAGAGAAAUGCUGCCCUUCCUGUAGGAGUUGUUCAAGGUCUCUCCUCAGUGCCUUCAUCUCCCC